Messenger RNA from Fusarium musae, 411 nucleotides. RefSeq lists its product as uncharacterized. Bases 1 to 411 code for a protein of 136 amino acids. The record is from RefSeq and is a predicted model, not a curated record. The transcript has a single exon. Lineage: Eukaryota; Fungi; Ascomycota; Sordariomycetes; Hypocreales; Nectriaceae.
AUGUCUCGACUUCUCUCAGUCCUUCUCCUCUCUCUUCCCUUUGCCCUCUCAGCAGACUUUGAAAGCGUCACCAUCAGUGCCAACCUCGACAACGUUGGCCAUACAUGUAUCAGCAAGUGUCUCUACUACACCGUUCUGUCCGAUAUGGGCAGGGCUAUGGGGUGUGAUGACCCCUAUGAUAACAACUGCUACUGCGCUACCGCAGCUGCAUCUGCCAACAAAGCUGAUGGUUUUAUGUCCAAGUGUGCCACCUCAUUGUGCUCAGCUGGCGAUCGCUCUCGAGACUUGACUUCCAUGCAAUCCUACUACGCUUCGUACUGUAUGGGUGCAGGCUUCACGCAACCUGGUGCUACUGAGUGGUACAACCCCGCUGAAGCUACAGAGGAACCCACGAAUGAGCCUACCGCAUAG